Seriola dumerili (greater amberjack) is the source of this 513-nucleotide messenger RNA. It is a transcript of the gene s100p, whose product is annotated as S100 calcium binding protein P. The record is from RefSeq and is a predicted model, not a curated record. Gene Ontology annotation, molecular function: transition metal ion binding; calcium ion binding. Gene Ontology annotation, cellular component: cytoplasm; extracellular exosome. The coding region runs from base 126 to 404 and encodes 92 amino acids. NCBI's taxonomy places the organism in Eukaryota, Metazoa, Chordata, Actinopteri, Carangiformes, Carangidae. Gene Ontology annotation, biological process: endothelial cell migration. The transcript has 2 exons.
UCAAAAGGUAUAAGAAAGAGUCGCCUCUCUCCUCUCCCACCCCUGACACAUCGACUGCUCUGUUAACCAGCGUUGUCCUUCGACUGUCCUCUGUACUUUUACGAACCACCUCUCAAGAAGCAACCAUGACCCAGCUAGAGACAGCCAUGGCCAUCAUGAUGAAGACCUUCGAUACUUACGCUGCUGAUCAGGGAAAACCAGACACCCUCACCAAAGCUGAGGCCAAGACUUUGCUGGAGAAGGAGCUUCCUGGACUGCUCAAGGGAGCGAAGAACCAAGCUGAGGUGGACAAGCUGCUGAAUAGUCUGGAUUUUAAUGGAGACUCCGAUAUCGACUUCAGCGAAUUUGUGGUGAUGGUAGCUGCUCUGACCUGCGCCUGCCACAACCGAUGUCCCAAGAAGUGAGCAAGUCCACCGCACCCUUGGGUGGGGCCAAAUGGCGGCAACUGCAUCAGAAAAUCUGUACUGUAGUUAUUAUUUUAUUUUUUUUAGCAGCUGAAUAAAGUCAAUUAUC